Lacerta agilis (Sand lizard) is the source of this 4292-nucleotide messenger RNA. RefSeq names its product DNA topoisomerase III alpha (gene TOP3A). NCBI's taxonomy places the organism in Eukaryota, Metazoa, Chordata, Lepidosauria, Squamata, Lacertidae. Gene Ontology annotation, molecular function: DNA binding; DNA topoisomerase type I (single strand cut, ATP-independent) activity; zinc ion binding. The transcript is spliced from 19 exons. The record is from RefSeq and is a predicted model, not a curated record. Gene Ontology annotation, cellular component: nucleus; chromosome. Gene Ontology annotation, biological process: DNA topological change. The coding region runs from base 323 to 3367 and encodes 1014 amino acids.
GGUGAGGAAGCCCCCCUACCCCAGUUCCUAGUCCAACAGCCUUGGAUUGUCAAAGAAGUCCAUCCCUUUGCAAGUCCACGUUUGUAAGAAAUGGGAACCUGUGCACAUCAGAACAUCCGGCUGUUUUUGCAACCUUUCACGUUUCACGUGUGGCAAGUGAGCUGUCUUCCUCUGUAUCCGAAACUUGGUUCUGAUCCCGUAUUCACCAACUUUUGAUGCUGAUCCCGUUGUUUCCAUGGUGGCUUCAUAAACAGAUAAGGCAGCCUUGUGAAGAAGGCUCCGUCAUGGCUUGGCAGGCUGGGAAUUGGGCCCAGCUCUCAGGAUGAUUGGUCAGAGCAGACUGUUUGCCCGCUGUGGAGUUGGAUUGUUCUUCCGGUCCUGGAGUCUUUGCUUCUCUCAGGCUGCUGAGGGCACGAUGGUCCGAAACAUCCAGAAGGUUCUCUGCGUGGCAGAGAAAAAUGAUGCUGCCAGAGGGAUUGCAGACAUCCUUUCCAACAGCAGGAUGAGGAGGAGAGAAGGGUUUUCCAAGUUCAACAAGAUCUACGAAUGCCAGUAUCAUAUGUUUGGCCAGAAUGUAGCUGUAGUGAUGACUUCUGUUUCUGGACAUUUGCUGACUCAAGACUUUAAGAUUCCGUUUCGAAAAUGGCACAGCUGCAAUCCACUUGUCCUCUUUGAUGCCGAAAUUGAGACGUUCUGCCCUGAAAACUAUAUGGACAUUAAGCGAACACUUGAGCGAGAAGUUCAGCAGUGCCAGGCUCUGGUGAUCUGGACGGAUUGCGAUCGCGAAGGAGAGAACAUCGGCUUCGAGAUCAUUAACGUUUGCAAAGCAGUGAAGCCGAGCCUCCAGGUAUUCCGAGCUCGCUUCUCCGAGAUCACGCCUGGUGCCAUCAGAACUGCCUGUGAGAAUCUCACCCAGCCCAAUCAGAAUAUUAGCGAUGCUGUGGAUGUCAGACAAGAGUUGGAUCUCAGGAUAGGUGCUGCCUUCACCCGAUUCCAGACUUUGAGGUUCCAGAAACUCUUCCCCAACGUUUUAGCAGAACAGCUGAUCAGCUACGGAAGUUGUCAGUUCCCAACACUGGGGUUUGUGGUGGAAAGGUUUAAAGCCAUUCAGGCCUUUGUUCCUGAGUUGUUCUACAAAAUUAAAGUGACCCAUGACCAUGAGGAAGGCACUGUGGACUUCAGCUGGAAGAGGAACCGUCUCUUCAACCACACAGCAUGCCUUGUUCUCUACCAAAUGUGCAUGGAGGAUCCAGUUGCCACAGUUGUGGAGAUCGGAAGCAGACCAAGGAGUAAAUGGAGACCCCUGCCACUAGACACCGUGGAACUUGAGAAGUUGGCUUCCCGUAAGCUGAAAAUAAAUGCCAAAGAAACCAUGAAAAUUGCUGAGAAGCUCUACACUCAGGGGUACAUAAGUUAUCCUCGAACAGAGACCAACAUUUUCCCUAAAGACCUAAACCUCCCCAAUUUGGUGCAGCUUCAAACACAAGACCCUCACUGGGGAGCCUUUGCACAAAGGAUUCUAGACCAGGGUGGGCCGACCCCACGUAGUGGAACUAAAUCAGAUCAGGCUCACCCCCCUAUUCAUCCUACAAAAUACGCGGGUAAUUUGCAGGGGAAUGACCAGCGGCUCUAUGAAUUCAUUGUGCGCCACUUCCUGGCCUGCUGUUCACAAGAUGCGAAGGGACAGGAAACAACCGUGGAGAUUGACAUUGCUAACGAGCGCUUUGUGGCUCAUGGGCUGAUGAUCCUGGCCAGAAAUUACCUAGAUGUCUAUCCUUACGAGAAGUGGAGCGAUAAGGUUAUCCCAGUUUAUGAGAGGGGGUCUCGCUUUCAGCCCACCACAGUGGAGAUGGUGGAUGGGGAGACCAGCCCACCCCAGCUGCUUACAGAAGCUGACCUCAUUUCCCUCAUGGAGAAGCAUGGCAUUGGGACAGAUGCCACCCACGCAGAGCACAUUGAGACCAUCAAGUCCCGCAUGUACGUGGGGCUCACCCCAGAGCAGAGGUUCCUUCCUGGGGAGCUGGGGAUGGGGCUGGUAGAAGGCUACGAUGCCAUGGGCUACGAGAUGUCUAAGCCUGACCUCCGAGCCGAACUGGAAGCUGACCUGAAGCUGAUCUGCGAGGGGAGGAAGGAGAAAUCUCUUGUGCUGAGGGAGCAGAUACAGAAGUAUAAGCGAGUCUUCAUCGAAGCUGUAGAGAAGGCAAAGAAGCUGGAUGAGGCUCUGUCUCAGUAUUUUGGGGAAGUGACCCACGUUGCACAAGAAGAAGAAAUCUACCCAGCAAUGCCGGAUCCUGUUAGGAAAUGUCCACAAUGCAAUAGCGACAUGGUCUUGAAGACCAAGAAGAAUGGAGGGUUUUUCCUCAGCUGCUUGGGCUAUCCCACCUGUAAAUCUGCUGUGUGGUUCCCCGAUUCUGUGCUGGAAGUCAGCAAAGACGACUCCAUCUGCGAAGUGUGCAGACCACAUCCGGUGCACAUGUUGAAGAUGAAGUUCAAGAGGGGCAGCCUCCCUGCCAUAAUGCCCCUGGAGUUCGUUGGCUGCAUCGGAGGCUGCGAUGAAACCCUGAGGGAGAUCCUGGAUCUGAAAUACCUUCAAGGGCCACCGAGACCUUUGCAGACGACCAGCCAAGCAAGCAACCUCUCACAAGCCAACCGUUCCUCUGACCGCACCGACAGCAACCGGAACAGCCACAGGGCACUCCCGAAUGCUCCACAAGGCCCUUCUGCACGGGCCGCCCAAAAUCCUCCCCCUGCGCUUGCCAGUUCUAGUGGGAACAACGCGGUGGUAUGCAACUGUGGGGAGGAGGCUGUGCUGCUCACUGUCCGGAAAGAAGGACCCAACCAAGGCAGGCAGUUCUAUAAAUGCAGCGCUGGCAGCUGCGGCUUCUUCCUGUGGGCCGAUCAGCAACUGGACAGCAGGGACACUGGGAUGCCCAGGGGCUUUGCACCCCCUCCAGGCCCCUUCGGUAGAGGGGAAAGGGGCUCAGGGCGCUCUUGGAGUGAUGGCUCUGACCCUGGAGGAGGAGGAGGUGGGCAAGGAGCUGUGUGCAGGUGCGGCCAGCCUGCUAUCACUAGGACUGUUCAGAAAGAAGGACCCAAUAAAGGACGUCAGUUCCACACCUGCUCCAAGCCAAGGGAACAGCAGUGUGGCUUUUUCCAGUGGGUGGAUGAAAACACGGCACCAGCCCCAGACGCCACCUUUCCUUCAAACCACUUCACGAACAAAGGGAACACGAGAGGCUCAGGAACUAAGGCUAAAAGAUCAGACAGCGAUUCUUCCGCAAAGGCGCCCACUACCAAGAGGCCACGGACUUGCGGGAUUUGCCACCAACCUGGCCAUACCAGGAAGACAUGUCCACAGAAUCACUGAAGCAGCCCAGCCCCCAGAAUUUGACCCAGGACAUCCCUUCAGAAGGAUGAGGGGGAACUCUUACAAUGCAACGAGGAAAUGUUUGCCUGGAAUAUUGGAAGCCUACUUGCAAGCAUGGUUCCUUUUGUGGCCAGGCCUUUGCUCUCUUAGCUGUAAUGCAUUCAAGAGUCAAGACAAUUUUGAGGCGGUAGGAAGUCUUCGCACCAACACCUCUUUAUGCAGCAGCCUACAGAUCUCCCUUUUUAUCUUUCAAUGUCUCCCACCCCCCGUCUGAAAAACAGAAAGCACAAGAGACUCUUAUUUCCUGUCAGUUAUUCUAUAAUCCAUAUAAUCUUUGGAAGGAGCAAACUCUUCUUUACGGAUCUGUGAGCAGAAUUCUUGUGAAGGCAAAGAUAAUUUCGCUUGAACUGCCUGUUUCUUUCCAAUGUCACACACUGGGCUUGAAGAGGUGUGCGGUCCGAGACCUUGUGCCAAACGCACCCUCAAGAAGAGACGUCAGACAAGACUACAGAGCAUAGCUCUACUGUUUUUUUGGGUGGAGGCUGUGGCUGUGAUUUACAAACCCUCAUCUUACUUUUUCAUGGGUCCUGAACUAUGUGUGUUGCUUUUCCAGAGCAAUAGUCAACCAGUACAAAGGUUUUGUGACUAGAAAGAGCUGUCGUGCCUGCUGUUCUUCCCUAGAAAGUGUUACAGGUCAGUGGACUAACAAUGGUGGAGAACGCAACAGCUAUGUUUACUGAACGCCACUAGGUAUGCCACCUGCAUUCUGGGAAGUCCUUUACUUCCUCCAAACGAUGGACAGCAAGCCUUAUAUAAGAGGAAGGAGGAUAUGGGAUGCAGGCAACAUCUCUCCAGCUCACUUUGCUGUCUGGUAAACAUUUCAUUAAAAGCAAGCUGCUUCCUGAUUACCAACUGGUUUGGGUAA